CGGCGGCGGCGGCGGCGGUGGCGGCGGCUCGGGCUUGGCUCCGCGUCGGGCCGGCUCCGCGGCCGCUCAUGGGCAGCCAGGGCGGCUUAGGGCCCCCCGGGGACGGCGGGCCCGGCGAGGGCGAGGGCGAGAGCGGGGAGACGCGGAAACUGCAGGAAGGGAGAGCCGCGAGGGGAAAGCGGAGGAAAGGGAAGGGGAAGGGGAAAGCAGGAGCAGGGCAAGGCGGAAGAGGAAGCGGGGCGGAAGGGAAGCCGCAGCCGCCACAGGCGAAGGAGGCAGCGGGGCUGGGGGCCGAGGCGGGAGAGAGGGCAGGCCUGGGAAAGGUACGAGAGGGAGGCGGAAGCGUAGAGGAAGGGGCGAGAAGGAUCUUCAGGGGAGAUGAGGGGAGCGCAGGGGCGCGGAAGGAGGCCAAAGGAAGAGAUAAUGGAAAGAAGGAGGAGUGGAGGGUCAGAACUGGACAGCGGGAGGAGGCCAGGCCGGCGAGAGCACAGGGACGCGGGGCUCAGGCUUGGGGCCGCCUCGCUGGGACAGGGGCGGCCAUGGCGGCGGCGGCGGCUGAGGAAGAGGCGGGAGCCCGGGAGCCUGCCGGCCGCCCCGCCGCGGGGCCCGCGCUGCUGCGCCUGCCGGAGGAGCUGCUGCUGCUCAUCUGUUCCUACCUGGACAUGCAGGCCCUCGGCCGCCUGGCUCAGGUGUGCCGCUGGCUGCGGCGCUUCACCAACUGCGACCUGCUCUGGCGCCGGAUAGCCCGGGCCUCGCUCAACUCCGGCUUCACGCGUCUCGGCACCGACCUGAUGGCCAGUGUACCAGUGAAAGAACGGGUGAAGGUAUCUCAGAACUGGAGGUUGGGGCGCUGCCGACAGGGGAUUCUGCUGAAGUGGAAAUGCAGUCAGAUGCCCUGGAUGCAGCUAGAGGGUGAUUCUCUGUACAUAUCCCAGGCUAAUUUCAUCCUGGCCUAUCAGUUCCGCCCAGAUGGUGCCAGCUUGAACCGGAGGCCCCUGGGAGUCUUUGCUGGGCAUGAUGAGGACGUUUGCCACUUUGUGCUGGCCAACUCGCAUAUUAUCAGUGCAGGAGGAGAUGGGAAGAUUGGCGUUCAUAAGAUUCAUAGCACCUUCACUGUCAAGUACUCAGCCCAUGAACAGGAGGUGAACUGUGUGGAUUGCAAAGGGGGCAUCAUUGUGAGUGGCUCCAGAGACAGGACGGCCAAGGUAUGGCCUUUGGCCUCAGGCCGGCUGGGGCAGUGCUUACACACCAUCCAGACUGAAGACCGAGUCUGGUCCAUUGCUAUCAGCCCAUUGCACAGCUCCUUUGUGACAGGGACAGCUUGUUGUGGGCACUUCUCACCCCUAAGAAUCUGGGACCUCAACAGUGGGCAGCUGAUGACGCACCUGGGCGGUGACUUUCCCCCAGGGGCCGGGGUGCUGGACGUCAUGUACGAGUCCCCUUCCACACUCCUGUCCUGUGGUUACGACACCUACGUUCGCUACUGGGACCUCCGAGCCAGUGUCCGGAAGUGUGUCAUGGAGUGGGAAGAGCCCCACGACAGCACCCUGUACUGCCUGCAGACGGAUGGGAACCACCUGCUGGCCACUGGCUCCUCCUACUACGGUGUGGUGCGACUGUGGGACCGGCGCCAAAGGGCCUGCCUGCACGCCUUCCCUCUGACGUCGACGCCCCUCAGCAGUCCUGUGUACUGCCUGCGCUUCACCACCAGGCAUCUCUACGCUGCGCUGUCUUACAACCUCCAUGGCCUGGACUUUCAAACCCCGUGACAGGGCCACCCCAGCCUGUGGGCCAGAGGAGCCAGCUACUCAGGGACCUCUGCUGCCUGCAGGGUGCAGUGAUACCUCUUCCCCGGCCCUGCCUGGGUGCCUAGACCUGUGACCAUGGUACUCAGGCACCUUAAGAUAAAGGCUGCUGACUCCUGGGCACUGGGGUUACCCAGGGGUGCAAUCCCUCUCAGGAACCAGUUGGAAAGAAGGGACCUGCUGCUGCUCAGCUGAACUUAGCCGGGCCUCGCUUCCCUGUUGGCCAGAGCAAGGAUCUGGCCUGGGGAGAGAGGCCCACCCCUUCUUAGAGCCGGGCCAGCUCACCACAAGAGUGAGGUGAGGUGCUCCAGCCUUCCCAGUUGGUCCCUUCCUGCCCCUUCCCUGGAAGGAGAGGGGAGGCUGCCAAUACCCUGUGACACCAGCCUCCACCUCAGUCAGACCCCACCCUUGACCAAGCUCUUGGGCUGGGGACUCAUUCCUGGGGUACUGUGGCCUGGUCUUCCUUUGAAACCAAGAAAGGACAAAGGGAACCCCGAAAUUCUGAAUGAGUUCUGAGCCAGCCCAACCUCAGGCUAGCUGUUGAGACAUGCUAAAAUGUUGAUUUUGUAGAAAUAAUAAAGCUUGAUUGUUCACAGA
Molecule: messenger RNA, 2402 nt
Organism: Balaenoptera ricei (Rice's whale)
Lineage: Eukaryota; Metazoa; Chordata; Mammalia; Artiodactyla; Balaenopteridae
Gene: FBXW4
Product: F-box and WD repeat domain containing 4
Exons: 9
Coding region: 69-1769 (566 amino acids)
Biological process (GO): SCF-dependent proteasomal ubiquitin-dependent protein catabolic process
Cellular component (GO): SCF ubiquitin ligase complex
Molecular function (GO): protein binding
Source: RefSeq, a predicted model, not a curated record